UGGUGAAAGUGAUAGGCCAUAUUUAAAAAAACCGAGAUCACGCUUCCAGAAUGUACACUACUCUAAGUGAUUCUCAUGGAAUGAUGUCCGAUGAAGAAACUUUUGAAUAUUUUCUCGAUUGUGAUAUGAGUAAAUAUGUGUACGAACAAACACAUAAAAAAAAUCCUGCAAGAUUUCCUACUUACAAAGUGAUACAAAAAAUGAAAGCGAUAUGUUCUCCUCCGCUGGAUUCCAUCGAAAAAACGGCAACAAAAAUACAGGUUAGAAUACAAUCGCUAAUGCAACAUACUGUAGAACGAAUAGUGAAAUCAUUGAAACACGAAAUCAAUCAAUAUAUGGAUGAAAAUAACCAGGACUUCGUCGAAAUGGUCCUUUUAAGUAGUUGGGGUAUGGACGGAUCUACGGGAUACUCGCAAUACCAUCAAUCAUUCCCAGGUACGAAUCAACAAGAUGAUUCAGAUGUAUUUUCAGUGACAACGACUCCAAUACAUUUGUAUUUACUAAGUAAUCGUAAACAUAUUUUCUGGUACAACUUGACCCCACAAAGUAUUCGUUAUUGCAGACCAAUUAUGCUAGAGUUUGUGAAGGAAUCGAAGCAAGUUGUGAUCGAUUGCAAAAACACUAUAAAGAGAGAACUAAGUGAAUUAGUUCCAGUUAAGAUCGAUUUGGAGCAGGAGAAAUAUGUUUUGGUUGACUUCGAUUUUGUCAUGAGCAAGGUGGAUGGUAUUGAAGAUAGUAAAGGAAGCGUACUUGAAGAGAAAACAGCUUAUACAGAAAAGGCUUUAUGA
Molecule: messenger RNA, 788 nt
Organism: Armigeres subalbatus
Lineage: Eukaryota; Metazoa; Arthropoda; Insecta; Diptera; Culicidae
Exons: 3
Coding region: 51-788 (245 amino acids)
Source: RefSeq, a predicted model, not a curated record